Molecule: messenger RNA, 2330 nt
Organism: Ostrea edulis (European flat oyster)
Lineage: Eukaryota; Metazoa; Mollusca; Bivalvia; Ostreida; Ostreidae
Exons: 3
Coding region: 171-2255 (694 amino acids)
Source: RefSeq, a predicted model, not a curated record
UUGAAUCAUUCAUUUCUGAACAAAUUUGAAAUAUCAGAACAUCUUCCCCUGAUAUGUUGACCUUCCUUACGGUUAAGUACAUUGGCAGUGAUAAGUAAUUUUAUUCCUUAUCAGUCAUAACCUUACUUGCUGUCAACUGUUGACAAUUAUUAAGGAUAUUUUCCGGCACCAUGGCGACUAAAUAUAUUUGCAUUUUCUUGGCCCUUGGGAAUGUCUGUGAUUCCAGGCGGCCGUCUCUAGAUGAACUCUUAGGUCAGCAUAUGCUACAGCGACUACUACGUCAGACGUCAGGAUCCUCGACCUCUUCAGCAUCCUCAAAUUCUUUUACUUCCCUUGCGGGCGGUGGAUUCAGUCCUGGCACCCUAACCGGGAGCGGUACUGGAUCGCUAGGAGCAAGUAGCUUCAAUCCAAACCAAUUCAAUGCAAUGAUGGGGCAAUCAUCAACUGGUUUCUCAAGCGGAUCUUUCGGUAAUUUUGGAUCAGGGAAUAAUAUGGGAUCCGGAUUUGGAUCAUCUGGAAGUGGAAGUGCAUCUGGUUUUGGUUCUUCAUCAGGAUUUGGAUCAUCCGGAAGUUCCUCUUCAUCUGGAGGAUUUGGAUCAACUUCUUUUGGAUCUGGAUCAUCCAUGGGAUCAGGAUUAAAUACAGGGUCUUUUGGAGGCUCUGCUAGUUCAUCAAACUUUGGAAUGGGAUCCGGUACAACUGGGUCUGGUUCAUCAUCAGGGACUGGAUCUGGUUCGUCUACCAAGGGAUCAGGAUUUAAUUCAGGAUCAUUCGGUAGUUCGGGUUUUGGUGUGGGAUCUACUUCAACUGGAACAGGUUCGUCGUCAACAACAGGAUCUGGGUUUUCCUCUAUGGGAUCAUUUGGAAGUUCAGGCGCUGGAUCGGGUUCAUCAUCUGCAGCAGCUAUGGGUUCAGGAUCGUCAAGCACUGGUGGAUUUAAUGUGGGAAGUUUUGGUAUGGGUUCGAGUGCCCAGAAUACUUCUAUGAGCGGAUUUGGAAUGGGGAAUUCUGGAAGUUCUGCAGGAGGAACAGGGAGUUUAAGUUCAGGUUCAUUUGGGUCGAGUACGUCUGGGUCUUCGUCUACAGGGUUUGGGUUUGGAAAUUCAGGAUUCGGAACAGGAUCUAGCUCUUCAUCAUCUAGCUCCGGUUUUGGGUCUGCUUCUGGAUUUGGAUCAUCAAGUUCAGGUGGAAGUUCGGGUUCGUUGGCUUCAGGAUUUGGGUCAACCUCAGGGAAAACAAACGGUACUUUAGGUAAAACCCCUACCUCUUAUUCUACUAGUAAUGGACCGGGAACGGGAAAUGGUCGUUUUGAUUACAGUAAUAAUUUUGGAAGUCAAAGUGCUUCUACGGGCUUUGAUGCAUUCAGCAGCAAUGCUUUGAGCAAACCUGGAAGUGGAUUUAUUAGACCGAGUUUGCUGGAUGCGAGUUUUGGUUCAGGAAUGCCAAAGGGUGGAAGUUUUGCUGACGGAAUAAAGGGUUAUAACACGGAUGCGUCAGUACCUGGGGGUUCUGCAGGAAGUGGUGGUGCUCAAACAGGAGGAAAUGCAGGGGCCACAUCUAGCAGCAUCAGUAGCGCUGUAGGUAGUAAACUGGGUAUUUCUAGCUCUGGAAGUAGUGGGGUAGCAAGCAAAGGAGACGAUGGAUCAACACUUAGUGGAUUUGUUGGGAGCUUUACUGGUAAUAAUCUUGGAAAUGUUUCCAAUACUGGGGGAUUUUCAUCAUUAGACAAAGGAACUGGUGGAAGCAGCGCUGGGGGAGGCUCUAGCUCCGUAACAGGCGGAAGCGCUACUUCUUUUGGAAGCAGUGGAAGUGCCUCGGUAGGAGGUUCUAGUAGUUCCACAGGGGGAAGUGCAGCGUCGUUUGGAAACAGUGGAAGCAGUUCAGUAAAUGCGUUUGGCAACAGUGGAACAGGUGGUUUCGGCUCUAGUGGAUUUGGCAGUGGUUCGAAUGGCUUUGGAUCUAGUUCAAGUGGUAGUGGUUUUGGAUCUGGAGGAUUUGGAGGAAGUGGUACCAGCUCAAGCGGGUUCGGAUCUGGUGGAUUCGGUGGAAGCUCAAGUGGAACAGGUUCAGCGGAUGGUUUCGGAUCCGGUGGAAGCAGUUCAGGGUCUACGGCUUUUGGUGGAGGUGGAGACAGUUUUGGAGGAGCUUUUGGAUCUAAUACAGGGGGUUUCGAAAGUGGAAGUGGGUUUUCUUACACUGACAAUUCAAUGAGCAAAGGUGUCCAUGACACACACGCUGGAGGCGGGCCAGUGUAAAAUGUGGAAGUUAACUGAAACAACGUCCUGUAAACUUGAUUCUAGUACUAUCAUUCAUAAAUACUGAUUUCUCUA